UUUCUCCUCACAAUAAGCCUGCCCUGAUUUCUUCUAACAAUAAAUCUGCUCCAAUUUCAUCUUAUGAUGAAUCUGCUUUGGUUCUUGCUCAUCAAAGAUUUGUUCUAGUUCUAGAUAUUCUAUUUUAUGAAUUAAUCAAUAAAAUCAAUGAACUUGAAAAAAGAACUGAAUAUUUUAUAAUAACAAGAAAAGAAAA
Molecule: messenger RNA, 196 nt
Organism: Racocetra persica
Lineage: Eukaryota; Fungi; Glomeromycota; Glomeromycetes; Diversisporales; Gigasporaceae
Source: the annotation of a GenBank genome assembly